This is a messenger RNA of Aplysia californica (California sea hare), 4675 nucleotides long. Its product is annotated as tyrosine-protein phosphatase non-receptor type 2. Gene Ontology annotation, molecular function: protein tyrosine phosphatase activity. The coding region runs from base 149 to 1594 and encodes 481 amino acids. The record is from RefSeq and is a predicted model, not a curated record. The transcript is spliced from 9 exons. NCBI's taxonomy places the organism in Eukaryota, Metazoa, Mollusca, Gastropoda, Aplysiida, Aplysiidae. Gene Ontology annotation, biological process: protein dephosphorylation.
UCGGAAGUAGAAAAAGCAUUCAAAACGUCCGGUCAUCAAGUGAGGCAUUAUUGAAAGAAUGUUCAUUAGAGUGUCCAUGGCCAGAGGCGUUUAGGGCCAGAAGCAAAAAAAGAACCUCAAAUGAGAGCAUAAUUAUUAAGUUUCCAGAAUGACCUCUCCGACAGAACGUGAAUUCGCCGAAUUCGACUCAAACAGUGUUUGGAAUGAAGUGUAUCAGAGAUUAAAAAAUGAAGCUUCCCUCACCACAUUAGGGGAUGAAUUUUCAACGAAGCUUGCUCGUGAUCCAGAUAAUCGACGGAAAAAUAGAUAUCGGGAUGUGAGUCCAUAUGAUCACAGCAGAGUUGUCCUCAGUGGGGAUAAUAACUACAUCAAUGCUAGUUUACUAAAAGUGCCAGACGCCAGCAGGCAGUACAUUCUCACUCAGGGUCCUUUGGAGCAUACCAUGUGUGACUUCUGGCAGAUGACAUGGGAACAGAACACCAAAGCUGUUGUCAUGCUGAACAGAGUCAUUGAAAAGGGCGCACUCAAGUGUGCUCAGUACUGGCCCUUAGGCUCAAACUACGGGUACGAGGACGAGAUGUACUUCCCCGAGUGCGGCCUGAGAGUGACUCUCAUCACUGAGCAAGACUUCCAGCAUUUUAGCCUCAGGUCUUUAGAGCUGGAGCACAUGGAGUCAGGUGAGAAACGGGAGGUUCUUCACUUCCACUACACCACGUGGCCAGACUUUGGAGUUCCGUCCUCUCCCGACGCCUUCCUGCACUUCCUCCACUCUGUGCGCCAGACCAACUCCCUGGCACCGGAUGUGGGCCCUGCUAUCGUCCACUGCAGUGCUGGUAUCGGCCGAUCGGGCACAUUUUGCCUGGUGGACUCCUGUCUCGUUAUGGUGGAGAAAGAAGGCACCAUGGACAACAUCAAUGUGAGGGAAAGCCUUAUUCGCAUGCGUUCUUUUCGCAUGGGCUUAAUCCAGACAGCAGAUCAGCUCCGGUUCUCGUAUCUGGCCAUCAUCCAAGGAGCUCAGGCUAUCCUGAAAGGCAGUGGAUUAGAAAGUCUUCAGACACAAAAUUGCUCUGAAGGAGUCCCUCCCCCUCCACCCCAGCGGACAAGCAGCUUACAGCCUCCCGCCAAGCCCAAAACGAUGCCAUCGGCGCUUCAACUGCUGAGUGCUUUGGAUGAGAAUGAAGAUCCGCCGGCGCUACCCCCAAAGAAGAACAGCCCUCUCCAGAGACAGUCCGGGUUCUCGGGUUGGGAUGGAGAGAUGGCGACGGACGACGACCUCACAGACGAUGACGAGGAUGACGAGGAGUUUGAUAAGCUCAUUGACCGCGACGAGGAUAAAGAAAACAUUGGAGAUAACGUUAUUGCCGCUGACAGUGACAGUGAGAGCGACAGCGAAAUGCAAAGGGCACAAGUGCGACAGAGAAUCCGAGAACAAAGGAAGCAGGAGACCAUGCAGAAGAUCAAGGAGAUGAAAGACAAACAGCGUCGGAGCGAGAGAUGGCGUCCGUACAAGUCGUUCUUCACACCGUCCGUGUACUUUGGAAUAGCAGUUUUGGUGGGGAUAGCCGGGGUGGUGGUGUACAGGUAUAUGUUGUAAUGUUGUUCCCUCCGGCCCGUGCCAGACGGUAGGAUGCUUUUGUUUGCCAAUAUCAGAAUUACUGUACAGUAUUUUCUUGAUGUUUAAGGAAAUUGUAAUAUGUCUCUGAAAAUAUUUUUUGCUACUCAGGUACUUGGGAAGAUGGAGACUUUUGGCCCAGAUUGGGCUUUAUCAAAGUUUUCGUGAUGUUAUGAGUGCUUGUGGUUUAGAUACUGAAAAAGAGACACGGUUUUGAUGGCUUGUUGCGAAUGAUUUUGUUAUUUCUAUCAAUGGCAUUCCAUGUAGCACGUAGGUUAUGUUUGACAUUCUGAGGGGGAAGAUUCACACUUUUGUCUUUGGCAAACAAUGGAACAUCAGGCAUAACCACCUUUUUUUUAAAAAGAUGAGUCUGUUGAAUGAUAAUUGACAGAAAUUACAAAGUUUUUGCCUUUCCAUUUUCAAUUAAACCUCCUUCCGUCUGUGGCUAAAUUGUCCGGUGCAGAUUUCUGGUCCAUCUUGAACCUUACUCUGAUAUUUUUCUUGUACAGCUCACAGGCUUCUUGGUGCAAUGGUUAGACCCUUCACCUUGGGGGAAGAAGGUGUGAGUUCAUUUCCAUAGUGAUGAAGAUAUUUCAUUGAGUUCCCUUUGUCUGCUACACUGCCUGUGUUGGCUUUGGUAGGCAAAGUACCCCCUCCUUUGUAUUUAUUGAAGCAAUGGGGAUGCAGAUCAUUUAACAAUCACUAGACAAGAUGGCAAACUGAAAGAGAAGUUCAUUUGAAGUAUAAUAUGAGGUAUGUAGAGUUGGAGGAACUCCUUUCUGUUUCAAUGACAUAGUACACAAAACUCAAGGCUCAAGACACAGACUGGACAAGAGGAACUUCUUGGAUAACAAGGACACCCACCAUCUGCUGUCCCCCCCCCCAAACACACACACCUACUACUUGCUAAUACCAAAAUUAGCACCAUAUUAGAUAGUGGGAAGUCAAAAGGCCAUGUGGAUAAUGUUCCCUUUUCCUGAGACAUUGUCAUCAGGUCCAGUAGCUCUGAAAUUCAAACCCUCAACUUGAAAUGGAAGAGACCUACGGCUUCGCUGUUGGGCCAUAUAUCCCUGUUUUAGGUUUUCACGGGGAAUUGGAUUUGGAACUACGUUGUCUUUUAUCAUGUUGAAAUAAGACUAAGCGCUCAAUCUAUGGCCGCUGUAAGGCGAACACUUAUGUUCUGUUCUUUAACACUUUGCCCGCACGCGACGCCGGUCGGCGACUGUAAGAAGCCGUCCCUUUUCCCCACGGGGCGCCGAUCAGCGCUGUGUGAUAUAGCGUGUACCGCACCUGUACACCUGGUCCGUGGGGACAAGUGUUGCGCGCUCUGCGUGCUCCGUGGGUGGAAAGUGUUGAGCCUCGUUAUGAAGCUCAAGUUUUGAUUUUAUAAGUGACUUUUAAAAAAUGGCACUGAGUGUUUGUGCUGGAUGGGAGUUGGGGGAUGCCAACAGUUUUUUUUAUUGCCAGGUGGAUUGUCUUUGUCAGAAUAUUGUCUCAGGGGAACCAUACUCUAAAAUAUCAGUUCUAGAUUCCCACUUUUGUAAAUUUUAUUAAUGAGAAAGGGGAAGAAUGCAAGAUUUCAUUUGUUUGAGGUCACUUUUUUUUUUUUCCACAAUAACCUAAACUGUUUAGAAAAGAUCUGAGUUCUGGGUUCAUUGUAUCCUCAAUGCAGGAAUGUUGCAGUUCCACUUCUGGUAGUCCAAAUAUUAAACUUAACAUGUCUCUGUUAUAAUGCACAGUUUGAUAAUUGUUUGAUAACAGUUGGUAAAGAUGGUUGAAGCAGGAAGACUUGGUAGACUGAUUUAUGUUGGUGAGUGAAGUGUUUGAAUUGUCCUACUUAAACAUCAGAAUCGUUUACCGUUAUUGAUAUGACAUGCCUUGUAAUUUCUUGGGGGGAGGGGGGGUAGUGAUAGCAGCACAUGACACCAUGGUGUAACACAAACACCCACUCUCAUGCCUUGCCUGCUGCUGUUUUCUUGACUGAUUGUUUGUAGGUUUUAAUUUUAAUCAAGAUCUGUUACGGAGUCUCAUUUUGAAUUUUAAUUUUUGUCAGGAUUUAGCUACUGUUUUACCGCUGUCUGUAUGUAGUGUAAUGGUUUUGCUCUUCAUUAUAUGCAAGAAUAAAUGUGGGGCAUCGUGAAAUCAGGCGCUUGUCAAAAUCAUAAAAUUGAAGCAUUUUUCCGCAGGUUUGGCAAUUUAUAUUGAAUCUUUAUUUUUUGGCGUAACGCGUAUUAUGUUCAUUUAAAAACGUUUCUGUGUGGGUUUUACUGAAAAAUGUUGACCAAAGGCACCAAAAAAAUCUAGUUUUUCAAGUUUCCAAGGACAAACUAUUUCUCUCUAAUUCUUCCCCUGAAACCAGGCGACCCCCCACCUCCUACAGUCACAAAUGUCUCAACUUCUGUUAAAGAUUUUCUUGUAUUUUAUUCAUCGAAAGCAGUUCCACGCGCACAAGCUUUAAGAUGAUAUCAAUAACUCCACAUGCCCCAAAAAUGGACAAGCGCCCUGAUUCCCCUCGCGUCGUGUGACACAUUUAUAAGUUCUCUUCCAGCAUGGUGAUGUGUCCAACUGCCUGCUGGGAUGCUGUAUUUCUCUUGGCUCUCCCUAUCUGGCAGAGUCGUAGCAGCCUACCUCCUGAAAUGGUCACUUUUAAGGACAAGGGGGCUAACCCAGAUUUCGGGGUUUCCAGAAAUCUUGACCUACAUCAAAAGUGGGAUUGCCCUACCUAUGGGAGAAGUUUGGCUUCAUUGGUGUGUAUAUUUCAUUGGUUAUAGAGAAAACUCUCCUUGUCUUUUAAAGAGACUGAAUAAGAAUCCAGAAACUUUGACUUCAAUUUUCUCUAAACAGCAUUGUCCUUAAAAACGAUCAAACAAUCUAAACGGUAUUGACUGCGGUGUACGUCUUCCUUUAGUAAGACAGGGGCUGCUGUCUGAGAGCUGUGAAAACUCUGGAAAAAUUUUCAAGGUCUUUUGUUCCAGUCUUCUAUUUAGUCAAACUUUAACCUUUCUGACAGGUUUAGCACCAUGGGUUCUGAGUUAAAUGUUCGAGACUUGACACAAGAAUGAA